AUGGUUGGGUUGAUGAAUUUACGAUUAACGUCCAACUUCUUCAGUGGAAACAUUCCUCCAGGAUUUUGCGACCUUACCAGCCUUCACAUCUUAGAUCUAUCACGCAAUUAUUUGUCAGGUCAUAUUCCACAUUGCCUUGGUAAUUUCGAUGAGAUGAGAUCUGACGACAUAUAUUUUGUCGGAUCUUCUACACUGGCAUUAACUAAUGGAAGCUUCAAGAUAAUGGCAAAAGGAAGAGAGCUAGAAUAUAAGUACCCCAAACUCUACCUUAUUAAUAGCAUUGAUCUAUCCGAUAAUAACUUAUCAGGGGAGAUUCCUGUGCAGCUAACAAGUCUCAUAGGACUGCAAACUUUGAAUUUAUCAGCAAAUCGUUUGACAGGGAAGAUUCCAGCAAACAUAGGUAACUUGACAACGCUAGAAACUCUUCAUCUCUCAAGAAACAAACUUUUUGGUCCAAUUCCAGUCAGCAUGAUUUCUUUGACAUUCCUGAAUCAUUUGAACCUCUCGUACAACAACUUGACUGGAAAAAUCCCAACGGCUAACCAGUUCUUAACCUUUGAUGAUCCAUCAAUCUAUCAAGGCAAUGCCGGCUUAUGUGGAAAGCCUUUGGACAAUGUUUGGGCAGCAGCCAAUUUGGUACUCCAAGAGGAGAGAAAGAAGAGAAAGAUGGUGAUGUUGGGGAUAAGACUGAGAAGGUAG
Ziziphus jujuba (common jujube) is the source of this 699-nucleotide messenger RNA. RefSeq names its product receptor-like protein EIX2. The transcript has a single exon. Lineage: Eukaryota; Viridiplantae; Streptophyta; Magnoliopsida; Rosales; Rhamnaceae. The coding region runs from base 1 to 699 and encodes 232 amino acids. Gene Ontology annotation, molecular function: protein binding. The record is from RefSeq and is a predicted model, not a curated record.